This is a messenger RNA of Cotesia congregata, 918 nucleotides long. Lineage: Eukaryota; Metazoa; Arthropoda; Insecta; Hymenoptera; Braconidae. The record is from the annotation of a GenBank genome assembly.
AUGACUAAAUAUUUUAGGUUCAUAAGUAAAAUUCUUGGACUACGACAGCAGCGAGUUCCAUUUGAAGAAGAUGAGAACAAUGGUCUAAUGCUUGCAGACAAAUAUAUCCCUGAGGAAUUAAUUGGAGAAUUGUUGUGCUACGUGGACCACAAAUCGCUGCUAAACUGUCAACUGGUCUGCCGAAGGUGGAAAGAUCUGAUCCGCGAGUAUGUUUUCAGGAAGAAGGCUGAGAUGACGUUUGGCCAGUCGCUCCAGUGCUUGAGCAACUGUGAGGAUCCUUGGAAAAUCUACUACAAGAUUUGCAAGAAGAAUCCCUUCGAGCGAAACUUGCUGAAGAAUCAUUCAGGGCAAGAUGGAUUGAAGAAGCACUGGGUCAUCACGCGACAAGGUGGAGAUCACUGGAAAAUCGAGAGCCCGCCGGUCGGAGUCCCUCCUCUGCCAAAAGAUCCUGUAUUUGAAGGAAGUAACUCGUGCUUUGUCACUUCUUACAGCCAGUGCUCCAAAAGACAACUCAUUGAUCUUUUGGAUGAAGGAUUGUCUGAUGUUCUUUUGGAUACUUUCCAACCAACCAUUGAAGUCGGAGAGUGGUACAGCUGUCGCUGGGAUUGCCCAGCUAAAUAUGAUUGCAUUGUGUCAUUACUUGAUAAGAAUGACAAAGAAUUGGAUGUCUAUGUAUUUAGAGAUAACCUUGAAGAUGAUAAUGAUAAACAAAAUAAAUGGUUACAUUUCACUCAUGAGUUUAAGAACUACGGACCCGGUGUGAGAAAAAUAUUAUUCCAGCAUAGCGGUAAGGACAAUUUAUUCUGGGCUGGCCACUAUGGAAGCAAAAUGGCUGGAGCUUCUGUCAUAGUAAAAGUGGAACCAAAAACCGCCAGCGGUUCUCCCAGGAAACGAAAAUCUAGUAUAGAGUUAGACUAG